GGAAACAUUUACGCGCUGGAGUCAUGGACAUCCACUCUGGUUUAUAAGAUUUACUCUAAAAUAAAAUAAAAAACUUUCUUUGUAAGCCGAACAUUUUUUGAAAAAUGUGGACAGUUCCGAAACCAAACUAUAGGACUGAUUUGUGCUCCGAGGGGAAGAUCACUGUGAACAUCGGCGGGGUCCGAGUUGUGCUCUUCGGGGAUGUUUUGAAGCGCUACCCGGAGAGCAGACUGUCCGAGUUGUUGAACUGUUCAAAUCAGAAUCCUGAAGCUAUCUCGUCGCUAUGUGAUGACUUCGAUCCGGGGAGAAAGGAGUUUUACUUUGACAGAGACCCUGACGCUUUUAAGUGCAUCAUCGACGUUUACUACUUUGAUGAAAUCCACAUUAAACGCGGGAUUUGCCCCAUUUGUUUCAUCAAGGAGAUGGAGUUCUGGAAAAUAGAUUCUAGUGUUUUAGAUGAGUGCUGUAAAAGUUACUUAAGUGAGAAGGAGGAGGAGCUGAAUGAGAUCGCGAGCAAAGUGAAAGUUAUUCUGGAGGAUCUGGAGGUGGAUCAGUGCAUUACGCGCGCCCAGAGGUGCCAGAGGUUCCUGUGGAGGCUGAUGGAGAAGCCGGGUUCUUCACUGCCGGCGCGCAUCAUCGCCAUAGCCUCCUUCCUCUCCGUCCUGGUCUCGGCGGUUGUGAUGUGCAUGGGGACCAUCCCGGAGCUGCAGGUGACGGACACGGAGGGGAAACAGGUGGAGCACCCUAUCCUGCAGGCGAUCGAGACCGCAUGCAUGUCCUGGUUCACAGCGGAGUACCUGCUGCGUCUCGCCUCCUCUCCCAACAAGCUGUACUUCGCGCUCUCCAUCAUGAACAUCAUAGACUUUAUGGCUAUUAUUCCUUUCUACGUGGUCCUAUCUCUCACUUAUCUGGGCACCACAUCCAUGAUGGAGCUGGGUAACGUCCAGCAGGCUGUGCAGGCGCUCCGCAUCAUGCGCAUCGCGCGUGUUUUCAAGCUGGCGCGCCACUCCUCCGGGCUGCAGACUCUCACCUACGCGCUGAAGAGGAGCCUUAAGGAGCUGGGGCUUCUCCUCAUGUACAUGGGCGUGGGGAUCUUUGUGUUCUCAGCGCUGGCUUACACCAUGGAGCAAAACCACCCAGAGACCCUCUUCCGGAGCAUCCCGCAGUCCUUUUGGUGGGCCAUCAUCACCAUGACCACGGUUGGCUACGGCGACAUCUACCCUAAAACCACGCUCGGAAAGUGCAACGCAGCCGUGAGCUUUCUGUGCGGGGUGAUAGCCAUCGCCUUGCCUAUCCACCCCAUCAUUAAUAACUUUGUGGUCUUCUACAAUAAGCAGAAAGUGUUGGAAACUGCGGCGAAGCACGAGGUGGAGCUGAUGGAGCUGAAGUCGGAUGAGGACGCGCGCAGGAAAAGCAGGGAUUAAGACGUGGAGGCACCAGAGCUGUUAGACCUUUCAAAAACUGCACUCAGACUGGACCAUAAGGACAGUUUCAUUUUUGAAUGUUGAUAACACUUACAGUAUCAAAAUCUACAAAAAGAAACCUAAAACUAGACCCUGGCGUUACAACAAUGAGACGUUUUAUGCACAGCUCCAUGCAGGGAUAACCUGUACCGCUAAACCAGCUCUUCGUUGUUUCUCUCACUGCUUAGUCUGUGCAACAUGCUGCUUAUUCCAUCCUGCAGUUAUUUAACUGUUGUAAAGUGUGACUGCUGUUGUCGUGAAAUAAUAAAAGCUGCGCAUGAAAAAAAUCUGGUGUAGAGGAUUAUUAAAGCAACACCAGGGACCUGCUAAACAAAAAGGGAAAUGUCUGACUUAUUUGCCAUCAGCCAUACAAAAACAACUUUUUA
Molecule: messenger RNA, 1849 nt
Organism: Labrus bergylta (ballan wrasse)
Lineage: Eukaryota; Metazoa; Chordata; Actinopteri; Labriformes; Labridae
Gene: kcnf1b
Product: potassium voltage-gated channel, subfamily F, member 1b
Biological process (GO): protein homooligomerization; potassium ion transmembrane transport
Cellular component (GO): voltage-gated potassium channel complex; membrane
Molecular function (GO): voltage-gated potassium channel activity; protein binding
Source: RefSeq, a predicted model, not a curated record